AUGACUCCUUAUUUACCUCCAGAGUGUCUUCAAGAAAUAUUUAUUAAUCUUGUAGAUGAUAUUCAAACUUUACAUUCAAUUAUAUUAGUUAAUAAAUUAUGGUAUGAAAAUGGAAUAUCAAUUUUAUGGAGAAAACCAUUUUCUUAUGAUAAUGAUUGGAAUAAUUUAUAUAAAAUAAUUCCUAUAUAUUUAUAUUUUUUAUCAAAAGAAACAAAAGAUGAACUUGAAAUUCAUGAAAUUUCUAUACCAAUUAAACCUUCUAUUAAUUAUAUAUCAUUUAUUCGUGAAUUAGAUUUAUAUAAUUUACUUAUGCAAUUAUGUGAAUGGAUGAUUGAUCACCUUGAAAUUACUAUGGGAAAUAUGGAUGGUAUCGUUUUUGAUUAUCUUGAUUCGGAAUAUUUUUUUGAUAUAUUUAAUGAAGUUCCUUCUAAUUGGUUUACAAAAAUUUCAAAACUUGAAUAUGAUGGUCAACAUUUACUUAAAAAAUUUCAAGAAAAUGCUUAUAAUAUUAAUAGUUUAUCUUUUGGUUUUCAUACUUUUAUACCUGAUUUUAUUCCUUCAAUUUCUUCUUUAAUCUCAACUCAGAAUAAUUUGGUGGAUUUGGAUUUAUAUUUAGGUUAUAAUGAUAGUGAAAUUAUUAUUUUUGAAAUUAUAUUAACAUUAACGACAAAUUGUGUACAUUCAUUAAAAUCAUUAUCAUUGGCAUCAGGUGGUAAUGGUAUAGUACAAAAUGUUAAAGAAUUAGAAAUGUUAUCAAGAUGUAAUCAUUUAGAAAGAUUACAAUUACGAAAUGUUGAAUUCACAAAUUACAACAAUAAUAAUUUUUUAUUUGAAUUCUCAAACUUGACAUCUUUAGAAUUAUUUGAUGUUAGAAUGGUUAGUCAAAAUUCUGAAGAAGAUCUCGUUAAUUUAAUUAAACAAAUUAUGAAAAAUUCAAAAUUAAUUAGUUUAGAUUUGGAACCUUUUAUUGGUGAUAAAUAUUGUAAUUUAGUCGAAUCUAUUCCACAUCAUUGUUCUAAUUUAACUGAAUUAACUUUGAAGAUAAAUGAUACUUAUGAAAAUACCAUGGUAGCGAUAUUAACUAUUUUACCACUUUUUAAUAACCUUAGAAUUCUUCGUAUAACGGAAGAUUGGGGUGGAAUUCAAUUAGAUGGGGAUAUAUAUAUUAAUCAAUUAUCUUUAAUAUUACCCAACCAAUUACAAAUUUUUAAUAUUACUGGAUUACUUUUUUCUGAUGAACAUUUGAAUUUAUUUUUGGAAAAAUGUUGUUCUAAUUUAAAACAAGUAGUUUUAUUACUUAAAUAUUAUGAUGAUAAACAUGAACAAAUUAUCAAGUCAUACUCAUUAGAAAGAAAUAAGGUCAUUGAAGAUAUUUUUGUUUCUAUUGAUAGUAGGUCUGAGAUUACUAUUAAUUGGAAAUAA
Molecule: messenger RNA, 1422 nt
Organism: Dentiscutata erythropus
Lineage: Eukaryota; Fungi; Glomeromycota; Glomeromycetes; Diversisporales; Gigasporaceae
Source: the annotation of a GenBank genome assembly